AUGAUGCCUUCCAAGGCAGCAAAUGAUGCCCUGAAUGCCACUCUGGCGGCCAUGCAACCGCUCAUCAAGCAUUGCAUGAUGUUGAAGGAGGGCGAUCCAGAUACUUUGACAUUAUCUGAUGACAUUGCCAGAUAUGUGCAGUUCUCCAAGGGCGGUGCCUUUCAGUGCAUCCCUGACUGGACCUCUGUGUCUGACAAUGACCUGAGGAUCAAGAACCACCCCCGAUUCGACAAGACCAUGGGCUACCGUGGUCCCACUGUGGUUGAGGCUUCCACCUGCUUUGAACCCCCGCAUGCCCCUGUGUCUGUGCUCCUAUCCACAAACGACGCAUUGACGCCGCCGUCCACAGUCCCAGCUAUCUUGCCAACUGCAUUCCUCACUGAUCCAGAUCUGAUCACCUCACCGGAAACUCAACCUAGGCCAGUAUCUCCUCCACCAAAAUCUGUGGAGCUGCAAACAUCUACCCACAUUUCAGCACCUCCUGCUGCUCCCGUGAAACAUAAUCUCUUUGUGGCUGGCACAAAGAAAAAACCCGCAAAGGUCAUGCUGCAGGUCAGCAACAGUAAGAAGAGAAAAGCGGCAGAUGAUGAUGCGGACAAGGCAGUUAUGACUGAUGCACCCAAGUUGCCUGCCCAGUUCCCAAAACACAGGCAAAAAAGGAAGAAGAAGUUCCUAUCGGAUGAAGACCAAGACCAAGCUACCACCGGAACGGUAUAUGCAAUCUCAAAGGUAUCACUGCCUGUCACCGCUGAGAACAAUUCCAACCCUGCAGUUCCGGACUCUUCAGAUGCAGCUGAUGACAGAGGUUUCCAGGAUGCAGACACUAGGCCUGCCCUAUGGGGCCAGGAUUCCUAUAUUGCUACCCAGUUGCAGGCAAGUCAUCCAGCAAAACACUGCCGUGAAAUGCUCACAAAUUUACAGCACUCCGUUCAUUACUACCCCCGGAAGUGCAACAAGUGCAGGAAACUAGACGUACCCUGCAUUGUCCUUCUGGACAAGAAGUUACAUGCAUGUGCAAUUGACGGUGUUGGUGUGAGGGAGAGGUUGCAAGCGAAGACCAGAUCCAAUCUUCCUAAGCACUCUGGAACAUGUACUCCGAAGUCCCAUGCCAAGACUCUGGCUGGCUGCUCUGCUCGGAAGGCAAAUGUCCUGCCCCCAAGUUCCCACAGCGCUGAACAUGAAGAUAAAGGGGGACAGCAACAGGUGAAGGACAUCGGGCUGGGCAAGGCUCCCAUGGAGCCGCUCCCUACAAUCGAGCCUGUCCCACGACCGGAACAGAAUGACCAGCCUGUGCCAGCCAACCACAUUGAUGCCGAGCCAACAGCAAGACAAAUCUUCCAGAGUAUCCAGGACCUUAGCAAAAGAUUAGAUCUGUUUGCCAGCAAUGAGCGGGUGGAGGCAUUGGAGGUAAGAGUUGCUUCCGUGGAGAACAACCUCACCCAGCGGUUGAACACAUUUGAGCAACGGCUGAACAUCUCAGAUGCAUGGCAGAGAGUGAUGUCUGCAUCUUGA
Suillus discolor is the source of this 1512-nucleotide messenger RNA. RefSeq lists its product as uncharacterized. Lineage: Eukaryota; Fungi; Basidiomycota; Agaricomycetes; Boletales; Suillaceae. The record is from RefSeq and is a predicted model, not a curated record. The transcript is spliced from 6 exons. The coding region runs from base 1 to 1512 and encodes 503 amino acids.